GGGGAGUCAACAGCAGCGAGCGUGCCAUCUGCUUGCCUUUGAACAUGCCUACUGUACGACGGAGAUCAUUCGCCAUCAUGGCCUCCGCCUUGUGCGGUGCAGCGGGGUUGACACGGGUCCAGGGGUUUUGCUUCGUGCCGGCACUGACCGGCUCUAACACUCGAUGUCAUGGUGCUACAGCAGAGCGGCAGGCCACACAGCAAGCGCAACAGGGGGGAGGUCUAACGAUGAGACGCGGCUUGAGCUAUAAGGGCAAGAAUGGACCAGGCUUGACCAACAUCGGGCGAGUUGUAACCACCCGGAAGCGAGUUCUUGAAUCCGAGGAACCGUGCAAGGUGAUGAUCUCCAACCUGGACUAUAGCUUGACCGAGAAUGAUGUUGCGGAGUUUUGCAGCACCGCCGGUGCCGUCGCCGGCGUCAAGCUCGUCAAGAAGUGGUACGCCAAGACCUCGAAGGGGUACGGGUUCGUCGACUUCGACCAGCCGCUGACGGCAACGAUCGCCAUCGAGACACUUAACGGGAAAGAGCUCAAAGGCCGCGUGGUGGAACUCAAGCCGGCGAUCACAAGCCGGGAGAAGCGGAGGAAGCAGGCCCUGCGAGAUUGGGAGCAGAGGUGCCUGGAGGAGGACAGACGAGUCGAGCAGGGCUAUCCGAGGCGAGAGGUGCCGUUGCCGGAGAAGAAGAAGAUGGCGGACUUCGGGGUCACCGUAGAUGAGUUCCUUGAGAUAGUCGGGCGAACCAACAGCCGCACCGCGAAGAAGCAACCCAAGUACGCGGAGGAGAUUGGGUACGACGAUGACGACGACGAUGACGACGACGCGGACUUGUUCUGAGGUAGUCUGGCCGUUGGGAUAUGGCGACGACAAGCCCGUAGACAUCGUUUUUGUCUUUGUGCUUAAUGCUUUACAGGGCUUUCGGGCUGUUUAGCAGCGACCUCGGGGGUCCGAGAGAUGCCUUUCUCUUACUGCGGCCCCAAUGAAGAACCAAGAAUUGAAACGAACUUCGGUCCCUUGGUUCAACCAAAAGCCGCAGCCGAUCGUCAUGUGGUACGAUUCGGCACGACGGAGUGCGGAUGACCGUACCCACGGCGUGACAGAAAGGAUAUGUUCGGAUCUUAUUCGGACAUUUAUUUCGUGUUUUACAGUCGGACGUGCGAUGACAUGGUUGUGCCUCCUGCGGGUACUGUAUCUUGUCGUUGUGUACCCGGUGUGUACUUGUAGCGCUAGCCGCCAUGAAGCCUCAGCAAGGCCCUACGCUGUUUUGAUAACUGGGUUCAGUGCGGAGCCUAGUAACUCCUGUUGCUCCCCACAAGACUCCUGCCGUUUCAAACCCUGGCGAACAUAUGUGUGCAGUGUGUGGGUCUGGAAAUGCUGUGCUUGUACCCGUAUGCCAUACUUGUACCCAAGUCUGGUGGGGAUUCGUGCCGGGUUGACAAGUGGUUCAGGGCCUUGUGAGGGGAAUUCUGGCCCGAAGGUGGACGAAGAACAUGAUCCCCGAAAGCCGGGCGUAAAGGACGGGUUUUCCUUGCGAUCGUUUCUACACCAUGGACAGGCAACAAUUGGGCGAUGUCGUCGGUCCUUGACGAUGUCUUUGCCCCCGAUGGCUUGUCUGGUUUGGGACCCUAUCUUCUUUUUGCCAUGCUGUGGCCACGCGCGGAAACCAUCCCUGCGUUCCUCGUGAUUGCGAUGAGCGACUGGACAGCGACCAAAGUAGCGCAUGACAAGACUACUCCCGUCGUUCGUGCUGGCACAAGGGCAUCGUUAGGCCGUGGAGUUGUGUGGGGCGCGAUCCAAACGAGUGUGCAUCCGCUGCAGUAGUCGGCCCAAACGACAGUUGCCACACCAGCGAUAGUGGCGCUAUUCGAAAGGUACCUCGCGCAUCAUUUUAAUUUUCAAAGGUGCAGAACCAUACAUAAGUGGCUCGCCACACGUAUGGCAGUCUGUCGCUUUUUACGGGUAAAGCAGCGCCGUAGAAAAGCCGCUAUCAAGCAAUACAUUUUCGGCGGCAGGCCGUAACGGCCUUCCACACGUGUGAGGCAGACAUUUCCGGCGGCAGGCAAGCAUUCAGACGAUCGGAGAGCGAAACGUCGCACCAUGAGUCGAAGCCUGACACCCGAGUGCCAUGGAGCCCUCCCAAUGGUAUACGACCUAUAAUAAAAAAAAAUGGAUGCUGAAAGACCAGCCCCUAUAGCGAUAAUAGUGUCGGAGAGGAGCGCAGAGCUCAGCGAUGCUGCCCGGGGUUUCACAAUGUAUGCUGGCGUGCACAGGGCUCCGCGGGGCGCGUUUCUAGCUACCCUUUGCAACUCACUUUCAUCACGCCCUGAGGCUCACUUGGAUAGAAAUCCGUUUGGAAGAUGGACUUGUGUCCGCAGACUUCUCGCCAAAAAUGCGGGCCAAAAAUCUCACCGUGGUAGGAGCACCCUGCGAGGAAGGGUUCAGCAGCAGCGUCUGUNGAAAACAAGAAACUGCCCAGGCUCGGAUCACACACCCCGACCACCAACGCGCGCCACGCCAGAGCACGCCAGUUGCGAAAAAAAAACUUGUGGCUUCCACCAUGCCGUCGGGAUCAUCUUAAUGCUAUGGGUAUCUGAGACUAAUCUAUUUUUAGCAUAAACCGACAUGUCCACUUUCGCCGCCGCUGCUACAACAAGUAGUAGCAGUAGCGUCUGUUGUGUUUUGUACCGUUGGGACUGGUUCACAACACGUGCCUUGGUGGGCAUCAUACCUGCCAGCCCUCUUGUAGAAGUGGUUCUCACAUAAGUCCUCUAUUCCAAAACAUCCAUGGGGGCUCGUGGUCACAAGGUACGGCACCCUCGACACCGCGAAGAAAUCAAGAAACAAAUAUAUGUAGGCUACCGAAUA
This is a messenger RNA of Ectocarpus sp. CCAP 1310/34, 2861 nucleotides long. Lineage: Eukaryota; Phaeophyceae; Ectocarpales; Ectocarpaceae. The record is from the annotation of a GenBank genome assembly.